GGUUGGAGACGGAAACGCUCUAGACCACCUCCGCCCAGAGGGCUGGUGGGACUCGAAGUAUGCUUACACAGUUGUUUCGCCCUCUCGGGGCAUGUCUGGCGGAGACAGCCUCUGGGGGGAGGGCCAGUUGAGACAGUGGCGGCCCUCCUGCCCGCCCCCAUCCGCCGGCGUCUCCACUCCGCAGCCAUUUGGCUCAAGAUUGGCUCAGGUUGUAGCCAAGUGUUCAACUCUGUCGCCGAAGCUGCCAGCUCGCGGCGUCUCUCAUACGUCGUCAAUGGCCAACGCCACGUUCGAGAUGGUGGCUUCCAAUCUGGCCGUCAGCGAGGCUGGGCUCCUCGCCGCAACGGACCUCUACACGGAGCAGGGCGAGCCGGGCAAGAAGGGGCCGCCUGCAGCGCGCGUGCGGUGGGCCGGCUGGCGGGUCGGCCUGGGGGCGCUCUUGGCCGCGGCGCUCGUGGGCGUCGCCGCGCGGGCGGCCGCCCAGCAGCGCGGCCAGGCGCCCGCGCUCACGAAGGACGUGCCCGAGGCGACGGAGUUGCAGGACUGCGGAUCCAAUCCCGCGUGCCAGUACGAACCGGCGACCGGGGGCUGCGAUUGCACCCCGAGCGCCGGUUCGUCGGCGACCUACCCGACGCCCAUCACGGACUGCGGACCCAACCCCGCGUGCCAGUGCAAUCCGGAUACCGGCGGCUGCGACUGCACCCCGCGCUGAUGCCUACAAUAAAUACAAGGGCAACGCAAAUGAUCUAAUGUCUGUUUUUUUUCGCCGAUCGCGCGCAGUUGACGCAUCUGCCGCAGUUAGGCCACCGCGUGCCGUAGUUAGGACUUCCGCCGGCGUCUCCGAUCUCGCCGCUCAUUCGGACGAUUGCCAAGACCGCGGCUGUUGCGUCGGAUACUCUUCGCUUAUAAUGGGCGGUGCCCUCUAGAGACUAUAGACAUCAAGAUCUCUGCGGGCAGGGCGCCCGAAUGCUUGCGGGCGCGCGUUCGGGGCUGGCGGGGCGCGCGCUCGAGAGCGCCUCGUGGGGCACUCCUUGGAGCUAUCCUUGUUUUAAUUUGAGGGAG
Messenger RNA from Prorocentrum cordatum, 1062 nucleotides. The record is from the annotation of a GenBank genome assembly. NCBI's taxonomy places the organism in Eukaryota, Dinophyceae, Prorocentrales, Prorocentraceae.